CACAGACAACUGCAACCUGCGACGGGACACGGCCUGCCACACGCGCAACAACCCACUCCCCUGCCACUCACUCUCGCUUUGAUGCACCUUACCACGGGUAGAACCGCCAACGUUGUUUGCUCCAUCCAUCUCGACGCGCGAAACGUCGAUCUGUUGAUACAGCAGUAGCCGGUUCACUCCUGCUACAUCACUGCUGCUGGUACCGAGGGCCGGCUGGAACCGAUACAAGCGAGCAUCAUAGAGCAUGGGAAUCAUGGAUGACUUCAGCGCGGGACACCAGCGGCUCAAGGAGCGAAUCCACAACUUCCGGAUACCCCUGUCACGGCCCGGCCGCAUCGCCAUGAGCAUUGUUUACUUCUCGAUCCCGGUGGUAGGGGGGCACUACCUCAUGCAGUGGGCGCAGGAACGAGCUCAGGUGAACCUGACGGACGCGGGCGUGCUGCCGAAGCCGGGAGAGACGCCAACGAGGUCGAAGACCCAUGAACAAAACGCCGCCAUCAAGAAACAACUAGAGGAAAUCAGAUCGAAGAGAUGACGACUCGCAGCCAUUACGAAAGGGGUGGAAAGGCAUCAUGGCGGGGACGACUGGCUGCUCCCGCUUGGCGGUAGGGUACGUGGAGUGAUGAGGUUUCUGGUAGGCAGGCAACUUGAUGUUGACACUUGCCAAAGAGUUGACGUAUUCGAUCCGAGAGAAAGGUGGUUUAUGUACCCCGUAGAAACCAAAGCCUUCCACGUGGUGGCCCGUACCGUAGGAGACCCUUGGAACGGUUUGGUGGCAGAAAAGGGUGGUGUAUACGUUGGAAUGAGGUUGAGGUUUGAGAAGCAACAGCUAUUCCGCGCGACCGACAGUAACACCAACGACUUUCUCACCAAGGGAUAUUAGGUUUCCCUCUUAUCUUCGAUUUGAUCUGCUGCUGUUAUAGCCGUCACUCCGAACAAGUAUCCAUCCGCUUUCGUCGCCUGAGCAAGAAUUUUCAUCCAACCAGCGAGGUGUUUGACGGCAGUUGGCUGUCAUGAUGUAGGCUUGGCACGUUCAGCAGAAGUGGUAGUGGCUGCAGCGGAAGAAACAACUUUUUCGUUCGAAUCACUAUCAUGGGAUGGGGGCGGUGUUCAGAGAGGGCGAACGGUUUGAUCCGUCGAGGUUGAUUGUUGGGGUGUUUCGGGGCUCAAGCAUGCCCUCUGAUGGUGUUUGAAACUGUGCAAUGCCGGAGGGAAAGUUGAACCAUGUGCACUCCAGCUCUCGACUGCACAGGUGGAAAGGCUCCGCGCCUUUGCAUGCAUAGGACUCCCGUAGCAGAGCUCGAAUAGUCCGUGUAUACGAUUGUUGUCUGAAAUUCCUGCAGUAUUAAUACGAGCCUCCUUGGUAUAUGGAACAGAACCUGUGAGUCUUCGCUCGUGUUUUUUACUCGAUGCGCUGGGCUGUGUUGUGUGGCGGGGAGAUCGACGAAACAUAAUUUGAAGGGUGGAUGGAAUGCAAUAGCAGCAACGAUGGCCCAGGGUGGUUGACGACAAAGUCCGAAUCGGUUUGUGUGAUUAGAUUAUCUCUGCAGAUCUGUUGCUGGUCCACCUGUCGCUGGUGUGAAAUCUUGAACAAUGGUUCGUGUCCACUCACCCCUGCUUUUUUUCAAUAUUUGAGCUGGUGGGCUGCUGCUGCUUCUGCUGCUGCUUCCUGUGCUUCUAUAGCACCUGCUACCUUUGUCCUUCAUCGGAGGCUCACUUUUUAAAGGUUAGCAUUUGUGGGAAGGUUGGACGCGCGUGGGCUUCGGGGUGUGUUGGUACCAUCCCGUGUUUCUUGUGACUUGCCACGACAUUCAACUUUCGCCCGAAUACGAGACACAUGGAGAAAGUUUCGGUCGAUAUAAACCAACAACCAUUGGCCUCACAGUUGUUCCGACCUUGCACGGUGAAGAUACACACAUAUUUGGUGCGCAGAAAUGGAGAGCUUCUUGUAUGUAUGUGCGAUGUGGCCGGGAUUACUCCGCCGUCGCAAACACCGGUAGCAAUUACGUGUAGCAAAGCACGUGUUGUCGCGUUUCUGUUUGGGUUCGGUGAUGCUGUGCUUUGAUUUCGGCGGCAACAUUAUGCUCGGUGGGGGUGACAUCUCUUGUUAGGCUUUAGUCUUUUGGCAUCGGCGCAACAGCCAUCUCCGUGAGUCCGUCGUGUUGGAGAAUAGAGUACUGGCUAGCUAGAUGGAAGGGUGCGAGCCUAGGCCCAUUCUGAAGUGAUAUCGUCAAAUUUUGCACAUCAACCUGGACUGACGUCUUUCUUUCAUCGUCUUGCGCGAUAUGUUGGUGAGGUUAUCAAUGCUUGGCUCAUGCACGUCAUGGUGUGCAGGUGGCCGCUUUGAGCAAAUGUUUGCGGUGGCGUGAUCGAUCUCGACCUUGAUGUUUCAUCGACAGACUUGCAGAGGCCGGCUCACAAUGUGGAAAAGUAUUCA
This is a messenger RNA of Ectocarpus sp. CCAP 1310/34, 2437 nucleotides long. NCBI's taxonomy places the organism in Eukaryota, Phaeophyceae, Ectocarpales, Ectocarpaceae. The record is from the annotation of a GenBank genome assembly.